AUGUCUUGGAGUAAGAUGGCUUUCGACUCGCCAGAUGGUACGCGUCUCCUGUUGCAGAGACUUGCGGCCAGUCCUCUGGUUCGGAAGACGCUCCCGAAUGCGGCGGCGAUCUGUCAGCAGUACUUCUCCUUUAAAAGGAAUCCUCAGGAAUCCAUUGGAAACUUCUUGGUGAGAGAGACCCUGGUUCACGAAGAGUUCACUGAGGCGAUCAUCAGGCUGCAUGAAGAGAAACUUGGUCUGACUCAAGAGUCGCGAGACUUCGGACUACCUCGUGAUGAAUGGUCCGGAGGCGAUCGAUGGGACGAUGGCAGCUGGUGGGAUGAUCGCUACUACGACCAGGACUAUGAGGAGGCUGGCGAUGACGAUCACCAUCCUGACGGCGAUCCCCCUUACGCUGACGGUGAUGACCCAGGCCUACCUCAGCAAGCUCCUGGAACUGGAAACCCUUCUGCUACUACCGGCUCAUCACCCAGUCAUCGACCUCCGUCUCUGCGUGAUGCUGCUGUUGGCAGUGCGUCUCCACUGGAUCCUGAGCUUCCCAAGGGUGUGGAGGCUAUUGAUGAACUGGCCAUUGCAGACUCCUUUGUGAUGGGAGUACUUCGUGGUUGGAGACUACUGCAAGCAGCAGGCCUCACGGCCGAGGAGAAACGGGACAUUCUCUCCACGACGAAGAAUUCCCUGGACUAUGAGAACAUCUCCUCGGCCUUGCAAAGUCUUUGGGACGACCAGCUCCUCAGCCAUCGCUAUCAACGAGGUGGAGCUGACUUCUAUGCCCAUCAGGUCGAGCAGUUUGACCACGGCGAGCUCUACUACCAGGAAUCGGAUGAUUGGUGGCAGAACUCUGAUGGCGGCUGGUGGCACGAUGGCUUCUACCAAGAGAACGACUCCUACGACUGGUGGGAAGAUGACUCUUGGUAUUACCAAGAGCAAAACAUGGCUACAGAACCGGAAGACCCGGAAACCUCGGAGAAGUUGAAGGAAGCUCAGAAGGCCGAGCGUGUGGCCGAAUCCUUGGCCAUUGAAGCUUCUCGGACAUGGGCUGACGCUCAGCGUGCCACUCAGGCUCUUCGGAAGGACCGGGGAUUCGGACUUCAUUCCUCUCCUGGAGGCGGACCUUCUGGGAAGUGCUUCAUUUGUGGAGGCAAUCACUUUGCACGUGAAUGUCCUGACCGGCAACAUCCGGGCAAGUCAUACUCCAAGGGGAAGGGUAAGUUCAAGGGCUAUAUGACCGAGUAUGAGGACCUCAACUACUCCUCCAAGGGCAAGUUUAAGGGCAAGGGCAAGGGCAUGAACAAUCAUUGGUUGGAGAACUUUGGCACUUGGAAGGGCAACAAGGGCCGUGGCAAGCCCAUGCACAAGUCCAAGGAUGCACCCCGCUCUGUCAAUGCCUAUGCCUCAGACAUGCUCCUGGCUGGCUUGGAGGUUCUUGAAGCUCAAUCCUCUUCGGCAUCUUCUUCUACUGAUCCUGGCACGGGGAUGAUCGACUGCGGGGCAACGGCUUCUGCUGCUCCUGAGGCAGUAGUUAAGAGUCUGAUUGAUACCGUUCUCACCCACGACAAGGGAGCCAUCAUCGAACUUGACCAGAGUGCUCGGCCAUACUUUCGCUUUGGGAACGGGCGUUGGGGUAGAACUGUGUACAUGGACAUGACGUUGCAGGACCACGAGCUAGUGAUGAGCAACAUGCACGGAAGUUGGGUCCACUGCGCAUGCUGCAACGUUCGUCUGGAGUAUGUACCCCGGAUCGGAAGUGCAGCAGCUCACACCAAGGUGGAGUGUCCGGCAAUGGUGAGCCGAAUGCUGGAGGAAUUGGAGCCACUAAUGGGACAGCACCGUCCCACUCAGAGAAUCUGCUUGGCCAUGAUGGAGAAGAUCAAUGCGGAGGAGAAGCUUCGCACUCUGAUCUCCGAGCAGAGGAUGGUGACUACAUCAACAGGCCGUGGAUACACGAAAGGCGCGGCAGCCCCCAGCAGCCCGGGAGACUCCACCAACGAGUCCUGGAUCAACAUGGAGACAGAGGAUCUGGCAACGGCCUACGAACUAGAGGCCAACCAACAACGAAGGGAACGUAAGCUCCUCUGGUAUGUCAAUGUCUUUAUCAAGGAGACCCUUGACGAGGACGACAGCGUGGAGAUCUACUUUGAGUGGCCAUGGCCCUGCUUUGGAUGGAAACAGCAACCCUUGUUGGAUCUUGCCGCCUACAUGGACAAGAAGAUGAUUCCCUGGCUGGACUGCCGUAUCGACGGUUGCAACUAUGGUAUGCGAGAUCCUCAUGGACAAUUCAUCCAAAAGAAGUGGUUGGUCAAGACCACCUCUGAGAAGUUCCACAAGGUCUUCAGAGCGAAGGUUUGCCAAGGCGGUCAUGGGGUACAUGCCAAUAUUCAAGGCCAGCUCACGAGCGCCUCGGCCUACUACCCGUGGCGAUUGGUUCAAGCAAUUGCUCGACAUUGGCGAGACGCAACGGUACCUCACCGCCACAUUCACCUUCUUCAUCAACGUGACGAACCUCUACAUGAACAACAAUCUUCGUGGUCCAUGGUUAUGGAUGAGUUCGAGGUGGUGACUGACAUUCAGGAGCUGGCCGUUUCUGAAGAAAAUGAAAUAACGAUUGCUUCCGCCGAGGUGAUCCAGCUGGAGUACACCGCCCGGACCUACCGGAUGAGCCGACAGAUCACCUCUCAGAUGUGCGAGGAGAUUCUCAUGAGCAUGUACUACGGGGUUAACCUCAAGAAGGAUGACCACAGCAAAUGGAAGACCAGCAGCUUCCACCUUGUUUUCGGCGGCUACUCGCGCGGUGGCUUCUGCGGCUGUACCUUGGCCACGACAAGAUAUCCGGAGACCGUUCAGCUGCUGAAUGCCUACUUACAGCGUCUCCUUCCCCAGCAUACCUGGACCUCGAUCAUGGUGACCUUCAAUGGCAAGUCCGUUCCCCGCAAGGAUCAUCAUAACUUACCUGGCACUCUCAAUGCCACGAUCUGUUUGGGAUCCUUCACUGGAGGAGAAAUGUGGCUGGCUGGGAGUCCUCCGGCUGGAACUGUCCCCACCAGACGUCGAAGAACAGAUGGCACCAUGGUGGAUGGCUACCUGGUGAACACCUAUGGCCAGCCCGUGAUCUUUUCGCCCAGCAUCCUUCAUGCCACUCAGGAGGCUGGACAUCCCGAAUGGAAGGUUCAGGCAGCUCUCAAUUACAAGUGCCCGACCUGUGAGUCUUUGAAACCAGGAGGUGUCUCGUCGGGUCAAGUUCCUCCAGCCAGCACGACACCGUUCUACCAGGCCUGGGAAGCAAUAUCAGCAGAUGCUGGUGAAUGGGUGGUACCGGGGAGUAAGAUGAAGGUGAAGUUCAUUUUGUUUAUGGACCUUGCGACCAAACUCCGUGUGGUCUAUCCUGUCAAGAUCUACGAAGUGUUGGCUAUGCAAGCAGAGUCCGCUGAGGACGUCAUCAUGGGAGCCGUGGGCUCAUGCACAGAGGCCAAUGUGCAGGAUGUCAAGCACACCGCCUCUGCCAUACACAAGGAGGCCUUGGACCAACAUCCCUUCAUCUCCCUCUACCUCGUUGUGUCUGCCUUGAAUUCCACUGAGGUCACCGCUGGAUACUCUGCAUAUCAGUGGGCUUAUGGCCAACAGUUUCAAAUCACAGAUGAGGAUGCUCGGACCUUUGCGGUGAUCCCUAAGGAUCCAUCCUACGACUAUGCUCGCCUUCUUGCAGCUCGCGAGGAAGCAGAGAUUAUUGCCAAAAAGACCAAGGCCCGACGUGUCUUAUCCAAAUUGGCCAACACGACUGUUCGUCAACCUCUACGAGAAUUUGAACCCAUGACUUUGGUCAAAGUGUGGCGCAAGCUGUGGCCAGUUGAUGUUCAUAAGGGCCCACGGGGAGGCCUGAAGAAAUCUGGUCGGCCACAUUGGGUCGGCCCGGGACGAGUUGUUUUUCACGAAGUGCUACCUCAACAAGCUCCUGGCGAUCACCGUCGUCAUGUGGUGUGGGUGCUCAUUGGGACACAAGUGUUCCGCUGCUCCGUGCAUUCGGUGAGGCCUGUGACGGAGACUGAGCGCUUCAUGUACGAGACUAGUGGUCAAGAGGACUUCAGCAAAUGGAAAACCCUAGCUGAUGUCCUACCUCGACGUGAAUACACCGACAUCACGGAGGAGGAGCCCAACGAGGAUGAGGUAGAAAUGCCUAAUCUGCCACCUCAGCCAGACGCCACAACUACCGUCAAUCCUUCUCGGAGAGUGACUGGCAAGGCCACGCCAAUGGAUGAGCCUUCUUCUUCGACCUCGGCACCGGCAAUGACGAGACCUUUGGAAGAUGUCAACGACUAUGACAAUGAGCCGGCAACCAAGAAGGCCAGGGGUGACGACCUGGACUGGGUUGAGCAACUCACCCUAGAGGCUGAACAGGAGGGCAAGUGCAUGGACAUUUUCGCCGCAAUGGACGAUACCGAGGAGUUUCUCAAGAUCGAGUUUGACGUUGGCGACUUGAGCAACCGACAACGGAAACACCUUGAAAGAGACCCGGUGAGUUUCAUGGUCAAGAAGAUGCGUGACAGUGAGGUCACCAUAUCGCGUCUAAAGCCGGAAGAACGACCUCUUUUUGGCCGUGCCAAAGCCAAGGAGGUGGACAGCUUCAUGCGCAAUGAGGCUGUGCGCAAAUGCCUGCAUCAGGAUGAAGUUCGGGAGGCCUACUCCUCGGGCCGCAUAGUUAAGGCCCGUUGGGUGUUGACCUGGAAGCCUGUACCCCCUGAAGACCGUGAAGCUGCUCUUCGUGAUCAACAAACCAACCCUGAAACCCUCCACACCAAGGAUGGCUCUCGCAAGGCGAAAGCUCGAAUCGUUUUGUUGGGCUUUCAGCAUCCCAGUCUUCUGGACCCCUCCUUCAAGACCUCCUCGCCGGUGCAGUCGACUCUUGGGCGAAACUUGCUUUAUGCCAUGUCUGUUCAACAUCAAUGGCCUCUGGAAGGACUUGACCUUGCAACUGCCUUCCUUCAGACUCUUCCUACCGAGGCGGAUAAGAACUUGUGGACAACUGGUGUUGAGGAACUUCGAGAUGCACUAGGUGUUGGUCAGGAAGGGAUCAUGCGGAUCCUUCGCAACAUCUACGGGAGCACGACGGCACCACGCGGCUUGUGGUUGGAUCUACAUCGCAAGCUCACCAGCUUAGGUGCUCAAGCUGUUCGUGGAGAACGAUGUCUCUGGGUGUGGCUCUCUCGAACACGGAAGGACCGUGAUCAUCCCCUUUCGAUUGGAGCCAUGGGGGGACAUGUUGAUGACUUUCAUCGAUUGGGCGAUGGAUCGUCUGAGUGGUUGGAGAUCAAGAAGAAGAUCGACAGUGUCUAUCAAUGGGGGACGGCCAAGACCGGUUCUUAUAGACAUGCCGGGACAGAUGUGACCACAUCUGUGGAUGAGCGCGGCUACCAGCAAAUCACGGUGGAUCAGAACUGCUAUGUGGAGUCGCUUCAGGACGUGCAGAUAUCCCCCGACCGGCUGUCAGUGGACCUGCCCCUCACGAAGCAGGAGAUGGAGGCAUGUCGUACUUCACUUGGAGCUCUUCAAUGGCUAGCCGUUCAGAGCCAGCCUCAGUUGUGCUCUCGAUGCAACCUGCUCCUCACCGACCUCAUCACUGAGGGAAAGACGUCCGUCGCCAAGGAGAUCCAGCAGAUGAUUGGCGAGGUGCGUGCCGAGCCCUUCGUUUUAAAGUUCACGAAGCUGGAUGGCGUUCAACACUGGACGGACCUCAUCGUGAUCUCCAUGGGAGAUCAAGCUCAUGGAAAUAGGCCUCAGGGAGGAAGCACCGGAGGCAUGGUCACGCUCCUGUCAGGACCAAGCUCUCUCAGCGGCCAGGUCUGCGUCAUGACUCUCAUAUCCUGGCGCACAUGGAAACUCAAACGUCGUGCAAUAGGGUCGAACGAUGCAGAAGUGCAAUCGAUUCUGGAAGCAGAAGAUGCGAAUUUCAGAACGCGGCUUCUGUGGUCGGAACUUCAUGGCGCUGGUGGCCUUGAGGCCGAACGUUCUCGCCGUCUUGACUUGGUUGAGGACACCGAGAAACAAGUUCUUCGUGUCCAAGGUGUUCUGUGCACGGACUCGAAGGGUGGCUUUGACGCCGUGGAGGUCAAUGAAUCUCCCCUGCUCGGCUUGAGCAACAUGAGGGCUGCUCUUCAAGCAUUCCAGUUGCGGGAGAACCUUCAACGUGCCGGGUGUCUCCUCCGAUGGCUCGCUUCUGACUACGAUCUUGCCGAUGCUCUGACCAAGAAGAAGGCUGACAGUCGUACUGGCCUUGUACAGUUUUUGAGGACCGGAUACUGGUCCAUUAAGUAUGAUCCCAGCUUCACGUCCGCCAAACGGAACAAGCAGAGAGGACAUACUGCUAUCGAUGUCAUUUCUCGUCAGCUUCAAAGCCCUCCUGAGUACGUCAAAGCUGUAGGAGACAUGCAGGCUGCCAAGCCACUGGUACCCUACGUCCGCCGACUUGUUCUCAGCAUUCGCAAUGCCUGCAAGUGCGCUGUGGUCAAGGCGGUUGGGGAGUUCCAAGAAGGGAGCGUCGUCCAAGCCCAGCUCGUGCAGACGGCCUUUGGCUCAGACGUUGCUUCUAGGCACUUUCUGGAGAAUUUGGAGGAAGCGGAUGCGCCGGGUGAAGGCCAGCUACGCGGGAUCCUGCCCUCGAAGUGCGAGCGAUGCAACAGAAAGCUGUGCCUAUGUAGUGUCUUGCCUCCGAAGCCAUUGGAUACAAUCACUCGGCUUGUGCUCUUCACCCACCCCAAGGAGAAGAGAAGAGCUUUGGGCUCAGGCCCACUGCUGCAGCUUUGCCUCAUGAACAUCAUCGAAGUUGUUUGCAAGGAGUUCCCAGAACCGCUCGAGGAUACCGCCCUGCAUGAGAAGCUGACUGAAGACAAUCGCCAGCCAUUCCUGGUCUACCCAGGGCCCACUGCAACUCAGCUUACACCUGGAGUAAGAGAUUCGCUUCCCACAUCUUUGACCUUGAUCUUCAUUGAUGCUCGCUGGGAUCAAGCGCGCAUCAUGCUGAACCGCUCAGAUUGGCUGCAAGAGCUGCCGCGAGUUAGCCUCCCCAGCUCCCUGCAAAGCCGCUACCGCUUCCGGAAGCAGCCAGAACCGGGCUGCCUCUCCACGCUGGAGGCUGCCGCCGAGGCACUUCACGUCUUAGAGCAGCAGCCCAGCCUGCGUGACAACCUGCUGGCGCCCUUCGAGGAGAUGAUCAGGCUUCAGAGCCAAUUCCUUCCAAGCAGGGAAGAUAAGAACCUCAGCCUGGGACCCCCUACGGAGGCGGCCAAGGAGAGCGCCCAUCCACGGUGGAACCGAAGGCGCAGAAGGCAGCGAAGGAGAAGGAGUUCCAGAGUUGCUGUGGAGGCUUCAGGUAGUGCUCCGCUGGAUGUGAAAAGAGUUCUGGGCAAGUUCUUCGGCCUUGCUUUAUUACUACUAUGA
Symbiodinium pilosum is the source of this 7428-nucleotide messenger RNA. The record is from the annotation of a GenBank genome assembly. Lineage: Eukaryota; Dinophyceae; Suessiales; Symbiodiniaceae.